Chilo suppressalis (striped riceborer) is the source of this 1960-nucleotide messenger RNA. The record is from the annotation of a GenBank genome assembly. Lineage: Eukaryota; Metazoa; Arthropoda; Insecta; Lepidoptera; Crambidae.
GUUUAGUCGGCGCCCGCGCAUCCCGUUCAACUGGCGCGAUCCAAAAAUACCAGCCGGGCCGCGCUGAGCGCGUUCAAAACAAAAGAACACUUAAAAUUUCGAACCCGAAUUCCGAAAUCAAAACGAAAAAUUCUCGUGAUAACGAAUAUAGAACUAUCGACUAAUCGGGUGCAGUAAAAUCGAUUCGCGUUCCAUUUUAGCUAGCUAGUGCCGUUUUGGGUGGUGUGCUAAACUGUUCUAAUGCUGCGAUGUCGCCGACGGCCAUCGGCGCCGACCUGCCCCAGUGGUGCGGGAAGACCGAGGGUUGUCCCCAAGCCUUGCUCGGCUGGCUGUACUUGAAGCAUGACCAGAAUGAGUGGGUACCAGGCUCGGUAUGGGGCCCUCUCCCGACCGCAGCCACCGGAUCCACCGCUCCACCGGCUGAUGACGUCAGCUCGUUGGCGGACCAGUUGACAGCGCUGUCAUUGAGGCGACCGCCACGACCUCCGCCGCCUGCCUACAUGUGCCACCUGUGCUUCAAGAAGGGCCAUUACAUUGGUGACUGUCCGCAGGCUCGACCAAAGGGCGAAGGUCUAACACCCUACCAGGGCAAGAAGCGUUGCUUCGGCGAAUACAAAUGCCCCAAGUGCAAACGCAAAUGGAUGAGCGGCAACUCCUGGGCCAAUAACGGCCAAGAAUGCAUCAAGUGCAGAAUCAAUGUCUUCCCCCACAAACAGAGGCCUCUAGAGAAACCAGACGGGCUGGAUGUGAGUGACCAGUCGAAGAUCCACCCUCAAUACUUGUGCCAGAAAUGCCGCUCCCUAGGCUACUACUGCCGCCGCGAGUAUUAACCAACACUUUAACAACAACCUUAGAUUUUUGAAAAUACUAUAAUGUUAUUUGUUUCUUAGGUUUUCACGCACACCACUCAUUAAAUAAAACAUGCUUAAAGAGGUUAAAAAAUGCCUCUUUUUAUUGCUUUUUUUGACGUUUCCCAUCCUUUUCAGGCUGCGUCGUCAGAAUUAUGAUUUUUGUUUAUUAAGUCGAACUACCUUCCUACACCCACGUAGCCUGAAAAGAGUACGAAACGUCAAAAACUAAUAAAAAGACCCGUUUGAACCCGUUUAAGCGUGUAUUAUUUAAUACUCUGUAAUGAACUUAAUUAUAAAAUCAUAAUGUCAUGAUUCAUUGUAACUACAUUUUGCCAAGCCCUGGUCAGGGUGCACAAGCAUGUAAACGAGCUAAGCCUAAGCACGAGUUUUCGACAACUCCGUAAAGUAUCGUAAUCGUCAAAUUUUGUAUGGAAAAAAGCUACUUUGUUCAUUAGCUGCUUAGUUUUCAUAGAAACUUUGACGACGCGUUACGUCACGGAGCUGUCAAAAAGUCGUGAUUGGGCCUCUGGUUGGUCUUUCUAAAGCUGCUUACGGAUAGCACGUACAUUGGAAGUAUCGUAAUCGUCAAAUUUUGUAUGGAAAAAAGCUAGUUUGUUCAUUAGCUGCUUAGUUUUCAUAGAAACUUUGACGACGCGUUACGUCACGGAGCUGUCUAAAAGUCGUGAUUGGGCUUCUGAUUGGUCUUUCUAAAGCUGCGUACGGAUAGCGCGUACAUUCGUUCAGGUCGCGGCACGUAACUCUAGCGCUGAACAAAACGCUGGGGGGAUAGCUGCGCAUGGGUACGACUGGAAAGCCAUCGGCGCAACGCACGUCCACCCGCGCACCUCGUUUCCCCCCAGCACAUCUUAAUAUUUACUGCUCCGCAAUAACGGUCAGUUUCGUGCCGCGACUUAUACGCGUAGUCGAUUUUAGGCGCGCCUUAAUUGGAAUGCUAUGUUCAUACUUACAGCUGUUAGUAGAUCACGCGUUACAAGUAUUUAUAUGGCGUUCCAGGACAUGCGGCGUAACCGCGACUACACGUACCCUGGAUCGCGGUAUCCGUACACAGCUUUACAUAGGCUUGGAGGAGCUUGCUUUUGAUUUUUUGC